Magallana angulata is the source of this 1966-nucleotide messenger RNA. RefSeq lists its product as uncharacterized. Gene Ontology annotation, biological process: DNA recombination; DNA integration. Gene Ontology annotation, molecular function: DNA binding. Bases 274 to 1716 code for a protein of 480 amino acids. The transcript is spliced from 4 exons. Lineage: Eukaryota; Metazoa; Mollusca; Bivalvia; Ostreida; Ostreidae. The record is from RefSeq and is a predicted model, not a curated record.
CCUAAUGAACGGGAUUUUCUUGUUUUAUUACAAAUGAAAUAUUUUCGUCUAUUUUGUAUGUGUAUUUAGUUUUUCUUAACUAUUGAAACGAUCUAUUGAACUGCCGGUCAAUAGACUGUGAUCUAUUAGACCGCCGGUCAAUAGACUGCGAUCUAUUGGACCGCCGGUCAAUAGACUGCGCGAUCUGAUGUAUUCCGGAAAAAACCGAUCCAGGUUUCGAAUUUAUAUUAGUAACAGUAAAGUAAGCAGACGUAAGACGGUUAGUUGUAAACAAUGGAGGCAGCGAGAUUCCCCGAGUUAAAUGUAGAAGACUUGAGUGAGCUAUUGGAUAACAAAGAUUCAAAAAAUACGAAAAACGCCAUUAAAAUGGCUGUGAAUGUGCUGAUUUCUUAUUGCGCGAGUAAAAACAUCAUUUUUUCGGAUUUUGAGAAGCUUCCAUUGGACUCCCUGUGUGAGCAUUUUAAAACAUUUUAUGCAUCUGCGAGAAACCAAAAAGGAGGAUUUUACUCGAAAAAGUCUAUGAUAAGUUUACGAUACGGAAUUCAACGCCAUUUUCUCAAAAUUAGAGACAUAGACAUUGUUAAUAACGAUGCAUUUAAGCCAGCUAAUCUUGUGUUCCAAGCAAUGAUGGUAAAACUGAAACAAGUAGGAAUGGGGUCCAGUGAACAUAAACCCCCUAUUGAAGCUGACGAACUGGCUGUACUUUACACAUCAUUCGAUCUGGAAAACCCUAGUGAUCUUCAAAACAAGGUAUUCCUUGAUUUCAUGAUAUAUUUCUGCAACCGAGGCAGAGAGAACUUGAGGGAACUUCAAAAACAGGACUUUAAAUUCCAUGGUUCUGGUCCAAAUAAGUAUGUGACUUUAAGGGACCACUCUACAAAAAACCACCAAGGAGAUUCUACAGAUACUGAUGAAAGUCAGGGUGGGCGGUUGUACACUGUACCAAACAAUGUUUUGUGCCCAGUGAAAUCUAUUGAGAAGUAUUUAGCUGUGCUCAACCCUAAUUGUGAUUCAUUUUGGCAACGUCCUAAAAUAAAAGAAAAGAAAACAGAGGUUGUCUGGUAUGAAAAUAUUCCUGUUGGUAAAAACACAUUGGGAAAUAAAAUGAAAGUUUUAAGUGAGAAGUACAAGUUAAGCAAAUCUUACACAAACCAUUCUUUGCGCGCCACUACAAUUACUCUGUUGGAUGAGGAAGGGUUUGAGGCAAGGCAUAUCAUGUCAAUUUCUGGACACAAAUCUGAGACAAGUAUAAAACAUUACAGCAGAACAGGAGAAUCCAAAAAGAGGAUGAUAGCAGAAACAAUUAGUAACAAAAUUCUAGGGAACCCAACAGCAAAAAAGAGCAAGGAAGAGCCAAAAGGAAAAACAGAUGCACCACAGAAGAGUAAAAAAUCUUCCCCACCAGAUGAUGGAGGCAACAAUAUUCUAGACAGUGCAGGUCAGGAUGAAGAGAAUUUUCAAUCGUUUCCAGAUGACAUGGAUUUGUUAGAACUCAGUCUUUCCCAAGAACACGCUUUACUCCAAACUAUCCUUCCAGAAUCUGAUUCACCAAACCCGUCACUUGUUGCCACUAGUACCAGCAGCUCCACCUAUGUUCAGAAAGUACUAACAGAGCGUGCUGCAAAUACCAACUAUGGACCAAAUAUGGUGUUUAAUCAUGUUAAAGAGGUUCAUAUGCAUUAUCACUAUAACACGCCUCAUGAUCAUUCAAACUGAUGUAAUGUAUGAUAAUAAACAUACACAGUUACAAACCUAAAAACCUGUUUGUUAAAUUCUUCAGUUAGAAAUGUUAUCAAUUAAUUGCUACAAUAUUAAAAGAUCACUGUAUUAAGUUUGUUUUACUAUCAUUCUUAAUAUUUAAUGUUUAGGUCAUAUAGGUAUUGAUUUACAAUGAUCUGAACGCAUAAUGUUUGAAAAUCUUUUAUAACAUACAAUUAUGAACACUAAAUACUCAAAAUAGAAUUAG